AUGUCGUGCAAAGACUGCGAGGAGAUCCCUCCUGUGUCGUCCCAGUACAGCGAGAAGGGCAGAUAUGAGACCAUCGCUGGGUUCAAGACGUACGUCACGGGCCCAGCAGACGCGACGCGCAUUGUCAUAGAAAUUUACGACGUCUUCGGUUUCGCCUCGCAGACCAUCCAGGGCGCAGACCGGCUCGCCGAGCAUCUGGGCAACACGCUGGUCGUCCUCCCGGAUCUCCUCGAGGGCAAGUACGUGCAGCACGACUGGAUCCCCGCCGACACGCCCGAGAAGCAGCAGCUGCUGCAGGAAUUCCGCUCUGGCCCGGGAAACAUCAGCACUGCUGUAGAGAGCCUCUUACGAGUACGCGCCGCGGUCGGGAAGAAGUACCCUGCCGUCGAGCGCCAUGUCGCUGUGGGGGGGUUGUGCUGGGGGGGCAAGGUUGCUGUGAAGGUCUCUGGAGAGGGGAACGAGGGGCAAGGAAGGAGGUUUGAGGUGGCCUGGACGGCGCAUCCUGGCGGCCUCGACGUCGAGGAUACCAAGGCUAUGAACGUCCCUUACAUCUGCCUCGCCUCCCCAGGUGAGGACGCAGAUACGGUCGCAAAAGUGAAGCAGAUCGUGGAGACGCCGCCCAGGGUUGGAUAUGUCGAGACGUUUGGCCCUCCCAUGUUCCAUGGCUGGAUGGGCGCGAGGGCCAACUUGGAUGACGAAUUGAACAGGAGAGAGUUUGAACGCGGCUAUCAAACCGUGGCCCGCUGGCUGAACAAAUUCAUCUGA
Cryphonectria parasitica EP155 is the source of this 765-nucleotide messenger RNA. RefSeq lists its product as uncharacterized. The coding region runs from base 1 to 765 and encodes 254 amino acids. Lineage: Eukaryota; Fungi; Ascomycota; Sordariomycetes; Diaporthales; Cryphonectriaceae. The record is from RefSeq and is a predicted model, not a curated record. The transcript is spliced from 3 exons. Gene Ontology annotation, molecular function: hydrolase activity.